Messenger RNA from Aspergillus homomorphus CBS 101889, 1017 nucleotides. RefSeq lists its product as uncharacterized. The transcript has 2 exons. NCBI's taxonomy places the organism in Eukaryota, Fungi, Ascomycota, Eurotiomycetes, Eurotiales, Aspergillaceae. The coding region runs from base 165 to 902 and encodes 245 amino acids. The record is from RefSeq and is a predicted model, not a curated record.
CAACAUUUCGGGAUUCAUUUUCUGUAUCCAAGGUACCGCAGCAGUCAUAUCCAUUGACACGGUUGGCUUGAGAGUCAUUCACGUGGCCGGUCGCACAACUCGGAGUGGCCAUGCAACCAGCAGAGUGGACACCAUAAAAGUUGACUGCUUUCUGAUAUGUACCCAUGGACCGUGAAGAAGCUGACCCCAAUACCCAAAGAGAGGUUGAUGUCCUCAUAUUGGAUUAUCUCCUCUGCACGGCAAUCGAGCUACUCAUAUGCCACGGAAGAGCACGGAUUGAAGGACAGAGGCAAGACUAUCAGGAUAUCGAUUGGUACAUCAGCACAGUUGAAACAAUCAGAACAGUAUUGUUAGACCCGGAUAUCCUAUCGAAUGACAUAUGCACCAAAGAUCGACUCUUAAAAUUCACAGUGACAUUUUGUCAGCGGUAUGAUUUCUUACAGAACCGCGACCCAGAGGCAACGGCUAUGACACUACUGGUCAACUUUCUCGCGCUAUGUGAGGGAGCAGAGAGCCUCCCAGCACUUAGAGAUGCUAUAUUCGCCCAUUUGAUCAUGGAAGCCGCUUCGGAGGAGCUGGCGGCAACCGACAGUCAGCCAAUUCCAGAAUACGAUGAGUGUAUCCACCGCGUGCACGAGGCCAUAGGCCAAACUUUGCAGUCAAAAGGAAAACGAGACUACCUGAAAUACUUUCAGCCGUCAUGCGAUCUUCCGCUGGAGGUGCACAUACAAUCCAUGUCGAAUAAAUUGCCCACGGCCCAGCUUGUAUCUGCAGUAUUCGACUUCCUGAUUGACUUGAUGAAGUCGCUAAAUCCACCAGUACUUUUGCAGCUCGAAAGAGGGAAACUCGACGGACUCACUCGUGAAGAGACCAGGCGGCUAAAAGACAAAAUAGGAAUCUGAUGGCCGAAAUCCGGGGACUCGUACAAAUCAAACCUGGAGAUCGGUGACAGGAACCACGAGAGUGGCUGGAAUUAUCGGCUUUAUACAUGGAGAAAACACAGAAAUUAAUGUUGAU